Messenger RNA from Kalmanozyma brasiliensis GHG001, 561 nucleotides. RefSeq names its product Ubiquitin-conjugating enzyme, E2. Gene Ontology annotation, cellular component: nucleus. Bases 1 to 561 code for a protein of 186 amino acids. Gene Ontology annotation, molecular function: ubiquitin conjugating enzyme activity. Lineage: Eukaryota; Fungi; Basidiomycota; Ustilaginomycetes; Ustilaginales. Gene Ontology annotation, biological process: ubiquitin-dependent protein catabolic process; protein polyubiquitination. The record is from RefSeq and is a predicted model, not a curated record. The transcript is spliced from 3 exons.
AUGACGUCUCCAAAACGUCGCAUCGAGACCGAUGUCAUGAAGCUCCUCAUGUCGGACUAUGAGAUCACGCUCAUCAACGAUAGCAUGCAAGAGUUCUACGUCCGCUUUCAUGGGCCGCAAGAGACACCCUUCGCCGGCGGUGUAUGGAAGAUCCACGUCGAGCUGCCAGACCAGUACCCUUACAAGUCGCCCUCGAUCGGCUUCAUGAACAAGAUCUUCCACCCCAACAUCGACGAGCUGUCCGGCUCAGUCUGUCUCGACGUCAUCAACCAGACCUGGUCGCCCAUGUUUGACUGCAUCAACAUCUUCGAAGUCUUCCUCCCACAGCUGCUGCGCUACCCAAACCCCACCGACCCGCUCAACGGCGAAGCGGCUGCCCUGCUCAUGCGUGAGCCCAAGACAUACGAGGCGCGCGUCAAGGACUACGUACAACGCUUUGCGACGCGGGAAGCCGCCAACGCAGCGGGAGAGGAGGAGGACGAAGACGAGGAUGAGGAAGAUGAAAUGUCGGACGUAGGCAGCUUCUCCGACCAUGAACCGAUGGGCGAGAUGGAAAUGUGA